Molecule: messenger RNA, 519 nt
Organism: Penicillium diatomitis
Lineage: Eukaryota; Fungi; Ascomycota; Eurotiomycetes; Eurotiales; Aspergillaceae
Gene: yop1
Product: putative membrane biogenesis protein (Yop1)
Exons: 6
Coding region: 1-519 (172 amino acids)
Source: RefSeq, a predicted model, not a curated record
AUGGCCUCUUUCCAGGAUCGUGCUCAGCACGCUGUCUCCCAGCUUGACAAGGAGCUCUCCAAGUACCCGGUUCUGAACAACCUCGAACGUCAGACCAGCGUCCCUAAGGUCUACGUGAUCCUUGGCCUGGUUGGUGUCUACACCUUCCUGGUCUUCUUCAACAUCGCUGGCGAAUUUCUCGUCAACUUUGCCGGUUUCCUGUUGCCCGGCUACUACUCCCUGCAGGCCCUCUUCACCUCGGGUACUGCGGAUGAUACCCAGUGGCUCACUUACUGGGUCGUUUUCGCUUUCCUGACUGUCGUCGAGAGUGCGAUCAGCGCGGCUUACUGGUUCCCCUUCUACUACAUCUUCAAGUUCGUCCUGAUCCUGUGGAUGGCUCUUCCCCAGACCAACGGUGCCCAAGUUGUUUUCCACUCUUUCCUCCAGCCCCUGGUUGGCCGUUUCUUCUCCCAGAGCGGAACCUCCUCCAACCUGCGCGCUCAGGCCGAGGCCGCUGCCAACAAGGCCCACUCUUCUUGA